Messenger RNA from Fusarium coffeatum, 1179 nucleotides. RefSeq lists its product as uncharacterized. NCBI's taxonomy places the organism in Eukaryota, Fungi, Ascomycota, Sordariomycetes, Hypocreales, Nectriaceae. The record is from RefSeq and is a predicted model, not a curated record. The transcript has a single exon. Bases 1 to 1179 code for a protein of 392 amino acids.
AUGAAGCCUCUUGGCCUUUUGUUCUUCCUUUCUAUUAUCUUAUGGCUAGUAACGUAUGCCGUAUCACCGCCGUACCCAAACAAAGACGAUAGGCUUUGUCUUCGUCCCCCCGCAUUUUAUACCCAGGACGUAAAAGACCGCUUUUGUAUCCAGGAUGGCCCAUCUUCGAAUUCCCGUCCCAACAUUGUCUUGCUGGCCCUCGGGGGGACUGUCAGUGCUGUGGCUGACUCUCCUACAAAUACAUCUCAUUAUACCGUUGGUGUUUUGUCUAUUCAUUCUCUGUUGCAGAAUAUUACAGAAAGAUGGAGCCCUUGCGUCAAUGUGACCGCUUACCAGAUCAUGUCACUUGACAGCAUUGACAUGAACUCAUCACACAUGAUAUCGAUGAGCAGGAGGGUCAACAAGGAGCUCAACAAUCCCGAUGUAACAGGGGUCAUUCUUCUUGGUGGUACAGAUGCUAUGAUCGAGUAUUUAACAUUCAUUGCUCUUACCGUAAAGAGCAAAAAGCCCAUCAUAGGUACGGGGGCAUAUAGACCACAUACAGCACACGAUGCCGAUGGGCUUCAAAACAUCGUCGACGCAGUCAUAUUGGCAGCGACAGAAGGCUGGAGUGAGGACUAUUAUGAAGUUGCUAUGGUCAUGGACGGUGAUAUCUUUCGUCUUUGGGGGACACGAAAGGAGAACGACCGGUUUGUACCUGGAUUCGGGUCAUCGAUCGGGAGAGUUGAAGGAUACCGGGUAUCUUUUCACGAUCUUCCUGGCCGUCCCGCGCCCUUCAAAUUCGACAUGACCGAGUUUUCAAGCGUUUCUUUACUGCCGGUGGUCCCGAUAUUCUUAGUGCACACUGGAUUCGACUACAAAGCCCUCGAGAAAGCCGUUGAUGAGGGAGCCCGAGGACUCAUCAUAGGUGUAUAUGGUAAUGGAUAUAUACCUGCCACAACUGGGACAGCAAUCACAAAACUCGCGUACGAAAAGGAUAUCGUUGUUAUGGGAGCUGGGGUUAAUUCUGUGGCGGUCACCUAUGCGAGAGUCAAAGGUAUGAUUCCUGGACAGGAUUGGGAUGCACGCCAACUGCGAAUCCUGACUCAGCUUUACCUCGUACAAGGGAAGGGUACGAACAAGCACGAGCUGAAGAAAGGGUUAGAGCAUGGAGCUAAGCCACAUAUAUCUGCCGAGUAG